Messenger RNA from Megalobrama amblycephala (Wuchang bream), 2675 nucleotides. RefSeq names its product GTPase IMAP family member 8. The transcript has 3 exons. The record is from RefSeq and is a predicted model, not a curated record. Gene Ontology annotation, molecular function: GTP binding. Bases 57 to 2009 code for a protein of 650 amino acids. Lineage: Eukaryota; Metazoa; Chordata; Actinopteri; Cypriniformes; Xenocyprididae.
GGUUCACACAGACAAUGACAGAGGGACUUUGAACAACAAAAACUGUGAGCGACAUAAUGGCAUCAGCAUAUAAAGGUGAUUCACCGGAUCUGAGGAUUGAGCUGCUGGGAGUCUCCGGUGCCGGAAAGAGUUCAACAGGAAAUGCAAUAUUGGGUCGAGAGACGUUUAAAGAGAGCAGAACCAGAGAGAGUGAGAAACAGAAAGGAAGAGUAAAAGACAGAAACAUCUCCAUCAUCGACACUCCAGGAUUCUUCAACACUCACCUGACUGAUGAAGAGAUGAAGAAUGAAAUAAUGAAGAGUAUGUACCUCUGUUAUCCUGGUCCUCACGUGUUCCUGCUCGUCAUCAACCUGGAGAACUUUGAGGAGGAGCAGAGGAACAUUGUGGAGCAAAUCCAGGAGAACUUUGGAGCGCAAGCUUUCAACUUCACCAUGGUGCUGUUUACUGGAAGAGAAAAAAUAACAAAUAGAAAAUGGAAGCACUUUAUGGAUAGUAGAAAAUUUCAGAACCUCAUCAAUCACUGCAGAGGAAAAUAUCAUGCAAUCAACAGUAAACAUGACAUUAUUCGAACUCACAUCACAAAGCUUCUGGAGAAGAUUGAUGAAAUCAUCAAACAGAAUGAUGGCCAGCAUUAUGACAUUUCCAUUUACUUGAGAUCUCCAAUAAAGAGGGGAAAAGAGAAGAUAAAACAAGAGAAAGAAACAAAAGUGCAAGAGACAAAACAAGAGGAGAUAAAAAUAGUGCGGGAGACCAUUCAUGCGCACUGUGUAAAGGGAAAAAGCACAACAAAUGUGACUGAAAAGAAAGAUAUUAUACCUCAUGUGACAAACAUUCAGAGAACUGAUUUAUAUGAAGACAGAUGCUCCAGAGAAAACAAGAAUGAUGAAGAGGAGGCAGUAAAACAAUCACUGAGAAACUCUUUUGAAAAUAUGGGAGAAACAAAUGCAGUCCAGAAACUGGAAAAAUACUGGAAAACCAGCAGAAGAUGGGACCAGAAGGAGCAACAUACAGUGUCAGUACAACAACCUCCAUCCCAAGCAGUGUCACAGUCCACACUGAACACACACAUGAAACCUGCUGAGCGCACAGAUCUCAGGAUCGUGAUGGUUGGUAAAACUGGAGCUGGAAAGAGCGCAACAGGAAACACCAUCCUGGGACGAAAAGCAUUUAAAGAAGAAUUGUCUGCUCAGUCUGUGACUGAGAACUGCCAACAACAUCAGCAGGAGGUGAAAGGUCAAAUCAUCUCAGUGAUCGACACUCCAGGACUUCAUGAUACCAAAAUGAGUAAAGAAGAACUGAAGGAUGAAUUAGUGAAAUGUGUAGAAAUGUCUGUUCCUGGUCCUCAUGCCUUUCUUUUGGUCAUCAGACUGGACGACAGAUUCACAAAUGAACAGAAACAAACAAUGAAAUGGAUUCAGGAGAACUUUGGAGAAAAGGCUGAACGUUACACCAUUGUUCUGUUCACUAGAGGAGAUCAGUUAGAUAAACCCAUAAAGGAAUUUCUGACAAAAAACAAGCAGAUUAGUGAGCUUGUUCGAAAGUGUAAAGGCGGUUAUCAUGUUUUCAAUAACAAAAAUGAAGAAAAUCGAUCACAGGUCACUGAACUUCUGGAGAAGAUCGACCGAAUGGUGGAGGAGAACGGAGGAGAGCAUUACACUAAUGAGAUGUACAAGCAAGCUCAGAGGAAAAUAGAUGAAGAAGAGAGAAGGCAGAGAGAGGAAGAAGAAAGAAUGAAGUUAGAAGAAGAAGAAAAGAUAAGGCAGGAUGAAAGAAUGAGGCUGUUGUAUAAGGCUAAAGGUGUGGCUAUAGUGGGAGCAGGUGUGGCAGGUGUGGCAGUGUGUGCCGGAGUCGCUGGAGGGGGACUAAGUCCAGCUUUAAUCUCAGGAGCAGCAGCAGCUGGACGUGCAGCACUGGCCUCUUCUGCUAAAGGAGCGACACUGUCUGAAGCUUUAAUGGCAGGAGCAGUAGCUGCUGGAAAUGCAGCACUGACCUCUGUUCUGCGGCAUUAAUGGGAGGGAUGAGCGAGAAAUCAUACCCCGGUUUCACAGACAAGACUUAAGUCUAGUCCCAGACCAAAAUGCAUGUUUGAGCUGUUCUAACUUGCACUUAGCUAUCUUAAAAUAUGCCAGUGCCAUUGUUUUGUCUCAAGAUGCACACCAGUAAAAGCCAAUUAAAUGCCCUAAUCCUUAAUCUAAGCCCUGUCUGUGAAACCAGGCCCAAGUUAAAGUAUGCAUGUUUUUUAAACAACAAAGUACAGCAUCAGUGCACAUGUCUUUUCAUUAAGCCUUCUGGUAGUGCCACUUUUAUAAUCCAGAACUGUCAAAACAAAUUCAAGUGCACACUGUUUUGAGUUAUGACUUAAAAAAAGCCAUGACUUUUUUAAAGGGUUAGUUCACCCCAAAAUGAAAUUUCUUUCAUUAAUUACUCACCCUCAUGUUGUUCCGCAACUAUUUGAGCAAUGUUGCCGGGCCACGUCGCCGAGCGAUGAUGCUUGGGACAGAAUAGAAUGAUGCUUUCUAUUCUUAAUGGGAAAGCGCCCAAGCAUCAUCCCUUGGUGACAUUGCAUUGGCAACAUUGCUCAAAAAGUUGCCCCAUGUAUCAUCACCUUAAAGGGGAUAUAUGUAAGAUUUUUACUUUAAGAAAGCAUAAAAAUGCCCCAAUAUGUUUGCAGAUAU